CCACUCUCUCACUCCGUUUCGUCCCUAAAACCGAACUUUUCAACAGUAUCGAUAAUCUUUCGGAAACUGCCCCGCUGCGAGGGGAAGAAAUGCCGCUUGUGUCGACGGGAACUCGGCGUAGUGAGCGGCUCUUCUGACAGCUGAGCUCCGUCGGCUGUCCCUCUCUGAUGACACCAUGAGAACCCACACCCGCGGGGCCCCCACAGUCUUCUUCAUAAGUCUGCUGUGGCCCCUGCUCGCCCCGGUGGUGGCGGCAGAAGUAGACCCCAGUGGAGGAAUCCCCUUCAUGGGAGGCAACUACGAUGGUCAUCCUAUGCUGUACUUCAACCGGGGUUACGUGGAGGAGAUGCAGUACGCGGCCGCGGGGACUCAUCGGGACAUGGCGAGGAGGAUCCGCGAGGCUGGCGAAACCAUGCUGGAGCACCCAGAAGUGUACCUGCCCCCCUGGAGCCCCGCGGAGUUCAGUGCCCGCUGGAACGAGGUGUACGGAAACAACCUGGGCGUGCUGUCCAUGUUCUGCCUGCUGUACCCCCACAGGGCCGGGGCCCUCGACCUGGCAAAGGACUACAUGGAGAGGAUGGCGGCUCAGCCUAGUUGGCUGGUCAAAGACGCGCCCUGGGAUGAAGUUCCUUUGGCACACUCUUUGGUCGGGUUUGCCACCGCUUACGACUUCCUGUAUGAGUACUUGAACAAGGGCCAGCAGGAGCGCUUCCUCCAGGUGAUCGGCAACGCGUCACGCCUCAUGUACGAGAAAUCCUACGUCCGAGGCUGGGGCUUCCAGUACCUGCACAACCACCAGCCCACCAACUGCGUGGCUCUGCUCACAGGAAGCCUGGUUUACAUGACCCAAGGGUACCUCCAGGAGGCCUACCUGUGGACCAAACAGGUCCUGUCCAUCAUGGAGAAGUCCAUGGUCCUUCUGCAGGAUGUGACGGACGGCUCCCUGUAUGAAGGAGUGGCCUACGGGACUUACACCACUCGCUCUCUGUUCCAGUACAUGUUCCUGGUGCAGCGCCACUUCGCCGUCAGCCACUUCGACCACCCCUGGCUCCUUAAACACUUCGCCUUCCUCUACAGGACUAUCCUGCCCGGGUUUCAGCGGACUGUAGCCAUUGCAGAUUCCAACUACAACUGGUUCUACGGGCCGGAGAGCCAGCUGGUCUUCUUGGACCGCUAUGUGUUGCGUAAUGGCAGUGGAAACUGGCUGGCAGAUCUGAUUCAUCAGAAUAGGGUGAUGGAAGGGCCAGGGCAGGCUGGGAAAGGCCAGCGAUGGUGUACUCUCCACACAGAGUUCAUCUGGUAUGACCCAGGCCUAAAUCCCAAGCCUCCUUCAGAUUUUGGAACAUCCCAACUCCACUACUUUGAGGACUGGGGUGUGGUGACGUACGGCAGCACUUUGCCUGCAGACACCAACCGCUCCUUUCUUUCCUUCAAGUCAGGGAAACUGGGGGGACGCGCCAUUUUCGACAUUGUUCACAAGAACAAGUACAAAGAGUGGAUCAAAGGGUGGAGGAACUUUAACGCUGGCCACGAGCACCCUGAUCAGAACACUUUCACGUUUGCACCCAAUGGUGUCCCAUUUAUCACUGAGGCACUGUAUGGACCCAAGUACACUUUGUUGAACAAUGCAGUGUUGUUUGGCGCGGCCAUGUCAGGGAGCUGCUUUAAGCCAUGGGCUGGACAGGUUACAGAAGCCUGUGACUCCAAGUGGUUGAAGUACAAGGUGGGGUUGGCGGCUGAUACCCAGGGCAGAGUAGAAGCUGCUAUGGAAAGACAGGGAAUGGUCUUCAUCCGUGGUGAGGGACAUUCCGCCUAUAAUCCAGAGCUGAAGAUCAGGAGCUUCCAGAGGAACUUGCUCCUCCUUCACCCACAGCUCCUCCUCCUUGUGGACCACAUCCACCUGGAUCCAGACAGCCCAACCAGGGCAAUGAGUGCCUUCUUUCACAACACGGAACUUCCAUUCCAAGGUACAAAGAUAGAUGGUGUUCAUGGAGCGUUUGUAUCACAUGGUGAAGAUAAAUAUAAGAUGUUCUGGAUGGAUGACACAGGCUACAGUAACAAGGGAGUGGUAGGUUACUGGAAUUACCCUCGGGGGUACCCAUACAAUGGCUCUAACUAUGUGAACGUCACAAUGCCACUGCGGUACCCUCACACCAGGGUGGCCUACAUUUUCUUUGGACCAGGUGUGGAUGUACAGAGCUUCAGCUUGCGUGGCGAUGACCAGAGAGUGGAUAUUUACCUGGCCACCAAGGAUCACACCUAUACCAUCUACCUGCUGACUGGAGAGGUCACCAGCAAGCCUCUGUUUGCCAUGGUGCUGCUGGACAACAAGAAGAUCGUAUUCGAGAAGGCGGCGGCAGCAGCAGGGGACAGCUCGCCCGAGGAAGUCGAGGAAUACGUCAAUGUGAUGGAGGAUAACCUCCAGCACGUCAAGCCUGUCUUCCAGCAGAUGGAGAGACACAUCCUAGGGCGAGUUCUCAACACGGCCAGCUUCCGUAAGACUGCAGAGCGUCUCCUCCAGUUCUCCGACAAAAAGAAAACAGAGGAGGUCAUCGAGAAGAUGUUUGCGAUGUCUAAGAAACAGGGCAAGAGCAAAGGGGGGAAGAGAGUGAACCUCGGAGAGAAGCUCUCUGAGAGUCUACCUGACAUCUUUGCACAGAUUGAGGUGAGUGAGAAGAAGGAGAGACAGAGGACAUCAAAGCGGACAUAUGAGGACAGUCCAGAGGAGGGAGAUGCAGACUCGCGGGCCUUUAUGGACUACACAGACGGCCGCAAAAACAGAAAGGGGGCUUUUGUCAAGGGCCGCAAAUUCAAGGAGGUUCACAUGGUGGCCACGGCAGGGAGCGAGGGUCUCUCCAGCACAGCCUCCUACAUCAGACUCUUUCUCCUCCUGAACACCGCCACCUUCUUCCUGCUGCUGGCUGUGAUACUGACUCGCUUUCAGAGGGGUCGAAGCUUGCACACGCAGAGAUGUUUCUACACCAUCCUUCUGAUCGACUGCUUCAUCUUACUGUACCUCUACUCGUCCUGCUCUCACACACAGUGCUAACAUCGUGACACACCUCAGUCUGAGCCAGAUCUUAUGCCAGAAUAUUAGGGCUACUUUUAGAAAAAGAUUUAAGAUUUCGAGAAAGUUAUAAUUUUAAAAGCGGUGAUAUUUUGAGAAUGAAGUUGUAAAUUUGCUAGAAAAAAAAUCUUAUGUUAUGAAUGUUUUUAAUUCAUAAAUUAAAUAAUAAUUCAUAAAAGUAUAAUGUUACGAGAUGCUUAUUUAAAUGCUUGUUUAUACUUAGUCUGCGCAGACUUUUCUUAUAAAUUUACAAUCUUCAUACAUUAUGACUUUUUCCUCCAAAUUAGGAACUUAUACUAGUAAUAUUAAUUUUAUCUUUAAUAAUAUGAAUUUUAUUCCCUUAUGACUUUUUUCUUCCAAUUCUAGGUUUAUUUUUAUAUUAUGAUUUUUUCCUAAUCUCUUUCUUCUAAUAGUUUUACUUUUAUUCUCGUAAUAUUAUGACCUUUAUUAUCGUGAUUUUAUGACUUUUUUCUUAAAAUGAUGGGUUCAUUUUCAUAUUAUGAUAUUUCUCUAAUAAUAUUAGGACUUUUUCUAGAAAGUACAACAUUAUUCUCCUAAUAUUAUGAUUUUCUCUCGUAAGGCCAAUUUUCUUUUAUAUAUCCCAAAAUGAAAAAUUUGCCUCAGUAGGAUUUAAGUAUCUGUAUUCUUAUAACAUUAUGACUUUUCCCCAUAAUAUUAUGACUUUAUUCUUUAAAUUUCAGGGUUUUUUCUAACAGUUGCUCUAAUACACAUAAGAUCUACCUAAUGGGUGUUCAGGAAAAACAACUGAUUCCAAAUAGGAAUUGAUGAAUUGCCAAGAUGAAAACCAGACCACCUCUGAUGUAAUAAGCUUCUGUGGAGCUUUAGAACCGAGUCUGUGUGAAGUUUGUCCUUUGUAGUGUUCAGAGGUCCUGCCUUGUAUCAAAGAUCUCAAGGUUAGCCACUAUUAUAAUACAGUUGCCUCAUCUGUACUUGAGAUUGAUUCUGUCCUCACAGUUCAUAGAAAUACAUUUAAAUGUAUAUAUGUGAAAGCAAGAUAUAUUUUUAUGGUCUCUUUUUUUACCAUUUGUAAAUAAAAUUACUACGUGCAUAGGUGUGUAUC
Morone saxatilis (striped sea-bass) is the source of this 4148-nucleotide messenger RNA. It is a transcript of the gene dse, whose product is annotated as dermatan sulfate epimerase. Gene Ontology annotation, molecular function: chondroitin-glucuronate 5-epimerase activity. Lineage: Eukaryota; Metazoa; Chordata; Actinopteri; Moronidae. The transcript has 6 exons. The record is from RefSeq and is a predicted model, not a curated record. Bases 176 to 3049 code for a protein of 957 amino acids.